AUGGCAUUAAGCACAAAUGACCAAUUAGUUAAGUUCCGUGAGAUUACUGAUCUUGUCACCAAAAAGCAAAUCGAUCUUGAAGAAGGCGAGAGAAGAAUCAAGGAGAUUGAUUUCCAAAAAUUCAAUAUUGAUGAAAUGGAUGAAGUACAGCAGUGUACAUGGUUUUCAGAUGGAGUUUAUGUAGAUAUCAUGAGAAGAUGGGUCCGCCAGCAGGACGAUCUUCUCCUCCAACUUCGUGCUUUUCUUGUUGUUACUCCUGAAAUUGCCAAAGAAACUCUCACUGAAUUUGUUAAAGCAGUCAAGAACCCAUCACAGGUCCCAAACAUUUCCGUCUCUAACGUUAUUCACUCCCUUUCCACAGCCGGUGGAACACGUGCUGCAAUCAACCCAAUUACAGAAGGCCUCAUCGGUGCCAAGUGCUCUGUCGCUGCAAGUAUCGGAUAUAAGCUUGAUGACAUCUACACCGAAAACGACAAAUACUUCAAAUCCCAGCCAGUUGCUUCUGUGGCUGUUACAAUCACUCUCCCACAAUUCCUUAAGAUUCAGAUGGAAAAGUACACUCUUACAAGCCCUCAUGACUGCAAGGGCCUCAGAGCUUGGUCAAUCGACGUAACAAACGAUCCAAAGGAACAAAAUUGGACAAACAUCGACACAAAAGAUCUCGAACUAUCAGAAAACCCAUUCGUCGAGUCAAACAAAACUCAUGAAUUCACUGUCAACAAACAGGAAAGUGGUUUCUUCAGAACCAUCAAGAUUUCUCUUCUCCGUGAGACAUUGAACGGUAACCUCUCCAUGGUUCUUAAGAAAUUCGACUUUACAGGAAAAUUGAUUAUCGCUAAGGACUAA
Molecule: messenger RNA, 846 nt
Organism: Trichomonas vaginalis G3
Lineage: Eukaryota; Parabasalia; Trichomonadida; Trichomonadidae
Exons: 1
Coding region: 1-846 (281 amino acids)
Source: RefSeq, a predicted model, not a curated record